Ostreobium quekettii is the source of this 789-nucleotide messenger RNA. The record is from the annotation of a GenBank genome assembly. Lineage: Eukaryota; Viridiplantae; Chlorophyta; Ulvophyceae; Bryopsidales; Ostreobiaceae.
AUGCUCCGGUGGGCCGUGGACAUCACCUCCUGGGACGCCCACCCUCUGGAGCUGCAGUUCCUCCUCGACCUCCUCCCCCCCGCCGAGCGCGCCGACUGCACAUCCUUCCGCUUCGAGGCCGACCGGAAGCGCGCGGUCGUGAGCCGGCUGCUGCAGCGGGCCGCCGCCGCCACCGCCCUGGGCCUGCUGUUCAGCGAGGUCGAGAUCCGACGCACCAAGGGCCGGAAGCCGUUCGUGGCCAACCCGCCCCCCCGCAGGCCCCACGCGCCCAACUUCAACUUCAACGUGUCGCACGAGGGGAACUUUGUGGUGCUGGCAUCUGAGCCGGUCUGCCUGUGUGGUGUGGACGUGGCUGCGCCACGGCAAUUGCAAACGUCAUGCGCAACCCCAAUAAAGGAGCACCUGAAUUCCUUCAGGAACCAACUGACUUCCUUUGAGGCUCUUUCAAAGGCCCGUGGCGAUGGACUUGAAUUCCAGUUCGACAAGGCUGAGUUCCAUUUUCCAGCUCAAAAUGAAGCCACUGUGAUUCUUCAUGGAAAACCUCAGCCAAGGUGGCGCUUCUUCCUGCAGAGCUUGGCUGGAGGGCAUUGGGUGUCUGUUGCAAGGGCACCACCCGAAGCCAUCAUCGACGCCUUUGGGGAAUUCAGGGCGACAUUUCAGCAGCCCGUCUUGAGCGAUGAAGAAAUGGAGAGACACUUGAACAUUCCGAAUCCCCCGUUCGUGAUGAAGCAAGUGCAGGACCUCUUGCCAGAGGAUGUGCGAUUCGACUAUGAAGCGACCUGGGCGUAG